UCCUCCCGGUGCCCGUGAACGCAUCACGCCGAGUCCUGGGUAUUUAACAUUCUACCCUGGACAGCGGCAGGUUGUUGCGCAAGCGCAGCCCAUUCAGUCUGCAUGAAUACGGAGCGAGGAGAGGACAGGAGCACUGGGAGUACUGGGACUGGGAGGACACCAGAGGAUCUGGACGGACCGGACCGGACCCGGGCAGGCGGACAUGGAUGGACAGAACGGCAGCAGCAGCAUCUGCUCUCGGCCGCACGGCGCCGUGACGGACGACAAGAAGAAGAGGAAGAAGAAGGAGAAGAAGGAGGAGAAGGAGAAAAUCCCCGACAGAGUGACUCUGAAGAAGGAGAUCGGGCUGCUGAGCGCGUGCACCAUCAUCAUAGGGAACAUCAUCGGCUCCGGGAUCUUCAUCUCUCCGAAGGGGGUCCUGGAGCACUCGGGCUCGGUGGGUUUGGCGUUGGUGGUUUGGUUACUGGGAGGAUGCAUCGCCGCCUUGGGCUCCUUAUGCUACGCUGAACUGGGCGUCACCAUCCCCAAGUCUGGGGGGGACUACUCCUACGUCACGGAGAUAUUCGGUGGACUGAUGGGGUUUCUCCUGCUGUGGAGCGCCGUCCUCAUCAUGUAUCCGACCACGCUGGCCGUCAUCGCCCUCACCUUCUCCAGCUACGUCCUGCAGCCCGUCUUCCCGAACUGUGUCCCUCCAUACAUGGCAACACGGAUGAUGUCUGCCACCUGUCUCCUGCUGCUGACCUGGGUGAACUGCUCCAGCGUCCGUAUGGCCACCAGGAUCCAGGACGCCUUCACUGUGGGGAAGCUGAUGGCUCUGGGUCUCAUCAUUGUGGUCGGCCUGGUGCAGAUCUGCAACGGGAACUACGAGGCUCUGACCCCACAGGUGGCCUUUUCCCUGGACAGGACGCCGUCGGUCGGGCAGAUCGCUCUGGCCUUCCUCCAGGCGUCCUUCGCCUUCAGCGGCUGGAACUUCCUCAACUACGUCACGGAGGAAGUGGUCGAACCCAGACGGAAUCUACCUCGUGCCAUCUACAUUUCCAUUCCAUUGGUGACCUUUGUGUACACGCUCACCAACAUCGCCUACUUCUCCUCCAUGUCGCCCGAGGAGCUGCUGUCGUCCAAUGCCGUGGCUGUAACGUUCGGGGAGAAGCUCCUGGGGAUGUUCUCCGUCAUCAUGCCCAUCUCCGUGGCUCUGUCCACCUUCGGAGGGAUCAACGGUUACCUGUUCACCUCCUCCAGGUUGUGUUUCUCGGGGGCCAGAGAGGGUCACCUGCCCAGCCUGCUGGCCAUGAUCCACUAUAAGAACUGCACACCCAUCCCUGCUCUCCUGGUCUGCUGCACCGCCACCAUCGUUAUACUCUGCAUCGGAGAAACACACAACCUGAUCAACUACGUCUCCUUCAUCAACUACCUGUCUUACGGCGUCACCAUCGCGGGUCUGCUGUACUACCGCUGGAAGAAACCCAACCUGUACCGACCCAUCAAGGUGAACCUGCUGGUCCCUGUGUGUUACCUGAUGUUCUGGGCGCUGCUGCUGGGUUUCAGUCUGUACUCGGAGCCCGUGGUCUGCGGCGUCGGUCUGGUCAUCAUGCUUACCGGCGUUCCCGUCUACUUCUUGGGUGUCCAUUGGAAAGAAAAACCAAAGUGUAUCUACAACUUCAUUGAGCGGGCGACGUACGUGGGCCAGAGGUUGUGUUUCGUGGUCUUUCCUCAGAUCGACCCCAUCGAGGUCGCCACGCCCUCAGAAUGGACUGACCGGUCAUCAGGCAGGAGCAGUUUGUCUGCCAACUCUUAAAACUCUUUUCUGAAGAUAUGAAGAUCUUUUUGUUUUUAUUCCGUCACUGUGUUGAGCCCAGACACCUGUUUCCUGGUGCGGGAGCUACCUGUCUGACCUUUGACCCUUCUGAGACUCUGGUUCUUUCCCUACAGUGGAGUGGAAACUCCUGCUCCUCUGCGCGGGGCUGCCUGCACUUUUUAUUUUUCUCCCUCUUUUCUACUAAGUCGUCAGAUACAACAACCUAAUGCCAGCGGUGUCACACUGUGAAGAUGACUUUUAUAUUUUAUUUGUUUCUUCUUCUGUAACGCGACAGAACUCUGACUGACUGCUGUUAUUUCCUCUGAGUGUUGCUGGUGUUUCAUCGUGCCUUCAGGCCUUUUCACACCGAGUCCCAAACCAGUCCACAGUCAGGAUCCUGACCACAAAGAGAAAACAUGUCUGGUGCAAGUUCUUCCACUAAAUAGUUGCAAACACUAAGUCGUAAAAAAGUGAGCGGACAGUCGAACAUUCGCUGCUCUAACAGCCUCCACUUCUCUGGUUUCACUUUUUCCUUCACUGGAACUAAGCACAUUUUCUCAGGUAGCUCUUUUUCCUAAUAAACUGUAUAUAAUGCUGAUGUUUCACCAACUUCUUCUUAAAAACAAAAAAAGUUCAGAUAAGAGGUAAAUAACGAACACUCACUGUCCUUAUCCUCCUUCCUAGAGGAAGAAAAACAGUUUUCAAGGUUUCUGCAGCGUUCACAAUUAUAUUUAAGACGUUUUCAACGCCACAUAAAAAGACUUUUAAUACUUUAACAUUAUUUAUUAAUGAUGUUUUAUUGACACCUACUAUCUCUCAGCUUCCCAGCUGUAUGUAACAUUAAUUCUUAGUAAAUUAAUUAAUGAACUAACCUGAGAUGAACCAAUAUAAGUGGCACAAAAUUAAUGUAUAGAUAAACCAAUUACAGAUAAUUGAUUCAUUUCAUUUUUGCGUUAAAAAUUGAACAGUUCAGUCCACUGUCACCACAGUUCCACCUUUAAUUUCUAAGUGUUUAGCGUCGUCCAGCAGCCUGAAAACACUCACAAAAACUUAUGAUGUACAAGAAUCUCACUGUCUGAAGGCCGGCAAGAAAAAUUCAAGACCUUUGCAAAUAAAAUAUUAAAGCUCCUCCAGUAUAAAGGUCUGUGUCCAUGUGUAGUGUGAUUAUAGAUCAGCUCUAGCUUCUAUAUUAAUACUGUGAAAGUAUCAAAGCCUCAGUCCACAGAGAAAUGCACACAGCCUGUAUUCAGAAACUGAGCCUUAAAACCAGCCGUCAGGACUUCUGGAACUUUGUGAUGUCACAACAAAGCAGUCACCAAGCCCCGCCCACCUGGACCCACCAUCCAAACCUUGCAGGAUUUGGUUUCUCUGAGUGUUUUUACCUGAAAUCUACCUGAAAGGCUCAGAGCCUUUUAAUGAACAUGUAUUACUUUUGUGCAGGACGUUGGGACUUGGUGUGAAAAGGCCGUUACUGGAGAAAAUGUAUAUUAAAAUAUUGUUUAUUAACUGAUUCACUAUAUUAGAUUUUAAUAUAUGUUUGCCUUUUGCUUAGUUUUUUUUUUCUUUUUUUGCAUUUGAUUAUUCGAGAAGCACUUUGGUCUUCUGUCGUCUCUUCACUUUACGAACUGUGCUCCUCUCUCACCUGUACACAAGCCACACCCCCUGAGAGCGAGGACCAGCUGACGCUCGUUAAUCUGUUGUUAACACAGUAGUCGUGUUCACGUCACCCGCCGCUGCUUCUCUCACCUCGGACCACAUCACUCUGGUUUGCUGUAAUUAGCUGAUUUACUGACACUGUGAUUGUAAUCAGACGUAGAAAGACUUUGUUUUUUGUCUAAUUCUAAUGUGUAUGAAGUCAUGAUGGUGCAACAAGAGACAGAACCGGUUCUUUUUACAAACAAUGUCCAUGUCGUGACACUUGAAUGAAUAAUUCUGACUCUGUAACGUCUGAUUUUAUGAGGCACAUAAUACUUUGUAGGUGUCACCACUGACGUGUUUUACUGCCAGUUUUUUUUGUACUAUUAGUACAAACACCUUUGAUUGGACAUAUGUGUAAAAACAACCAGUUAAGCACUUAAUAUCCUAAAUUUGACAAAUCUGCAUCUCUGCUGUAAAUAUUUCAGAUAUAAACUUCAACAGUUGUUACGAGCGGUUUUGAACGAAAACUUUCCUCACAGUGUUCUGUUUUUACAGUUUGUAUUUUAUAGAAAAUGACACGACACAUGCACCAUCACACGUCCGUCCCACUCCGACUCACUGCCAGUGUUUUGGUUUAAUGAUCUCUCUCUCUCUCGUUACCUUGGUGCAUCGGCGGCUCUCUGUGAAAUCAAGUGUUUUUACUGACUUACUGUUGUCACUGUUUGUUUCUGUAUCACAUGCUUCGUCUUUAUUUCACCUGCCUCUGCUCGGAUGUAGAGACUCUGUAUUUUAAUAUUGUGAUUCACAGUACAGUUGAUGCCCCCCCCCCCCCCCCCCUUGGGAUGUGAGGCGACACGUCUUCAAGAAUCCUUUGCUCCAGCACUUCUAGAUACAGUAAUCACAAAGUAUUGAUCACUGUAUCGGUUUUCUUCAGUGUGUAAUUGUUUUCUACAGCGCGUCUGCUUUCUCACAUAUCGUAGAUCUUUGCUGUGACAAAAGUCUUGGCACCACUUUCUGUUCAGGUAGCAUUUAUAAAGUGUUUAUAAGCUGUAGUUAAUAGCUCUAUUACUGUUGAAUAAAUCAUUUAGAAUGA
Messenger RNA from Seriola aureovittata, 4526 nucleotides. It is a transcript of the gene slc7a10b, whose product is annotated as solute carrier family 7 member 10b. Gene Ontology annotation, molecular function: neutral L-amino acid transmembrane transporter activity; L-amino acid transmembrane transporter activity. Gene Ontology annotation, cellular component: membrane. The transcript has 11 exons. Bases 203 to 1795 code for a protein of 530 amino acids. The record is from RefSeq and is a predicted model, not a curated record. Lineage: Eukaryota; Metazoa; Chordata; Actinopteri; Carangiformes; Carangidae. Gene Ontology annotation, biological process: amino acid transmembrane transport; D-alanine transmembrane transport; D-serine transmembrane transport.